Durotheca rogersii is the source of this 2493-nucleotide messenger RNA. Its product is annotated as P-loop containing nucleoside triphosphate hydrolase protein. Gene Ontology annotation, biological process: ribosomal subunit export from nucleus. The coding region runs from base 131 to 2071 and encodes 646 amino acids. Gene Ontology annotation, molecular function: GTP binding; GTPase activity. The record is from RefSeq and is a predicted model, not a curated record. Lineage: Eukaryota; Fungi; Ascomycota; Sordariomycetes; Xylariales; Xylariaceae. Gene Ontology annotation, cellular component: cytosol. The transcript has 3 exons.
AGGACUCGAUAAGUCCAGUACGUAAUCAGCCUGGAAACUCCGGAAGGCAAUUCCAUCCUGCACUCUUCUUCCUGGCAUCUUCAACCUACUACGACUCAUCGCACAUUGGACACCGGAAUCACUGCCCAAUAUGCCGCAGCCAAAGUCCAAAAAUUCUGUUGGGCUCGGCAACACCCUUAUGAAUGACCGCUUCGGGAGGGGCAAAGGUGCCGACCGCAAGAGGGCCUCGGCCGUCACGAGAGUUAACCACACAACCGGCGAAGAGUAUAUCACAAACGAUAGAAAGGAGGCAGCAUGGGUCAAGAUGCGCUCCGUCACCGAGCAAGGUGCUCUGGACGAGUUCCUUGCCACCGCCGAGCUCGCUGGAACCGACUUCACAGCGGAGAAGCUGAACAACGUCAAGAUCAUCCACACUGACCAGAGGAACCCAUAUCUCCUGACAGCCACCGAGGAGCGCAACAUCCUGGGCAAACACAACCGGCAUAGAGCUAGACUCACCGUGCCGAGGCGGCCGAGGUGGAAUGCCUCCACUACUGCCGACGAGCUAGACCAACUCGAAAGGGAAAGUUUCCUCAACUGGCGAAGGGGCCUGGCAGAGUUGCAAGAGAAUAACGACCUGCUCAUGACCCCCUUCGAGCGCAAUUUGGAGGUGUGGAGGCAACUCUGGCGGGUCCUCGAAAGAUCCGACCUCGUCGUCCAGAUAGUCGACGCGCGCAACCCCCUAAUGUUCCGGUCCGAGGAUCUCGAAGCCUAUGUCAAGGAUGUGGACCCCGGGAAGAAAAAUCUGUUACUGGUCAACAAGGCAGAUAUGAUGACGGCGAAGCAAAGGGCAGUUUGGGCAAAAUACUUUAAGGAGAACCGGAUAGCCUUCCGCUUUUUCUCGGCCAGCCUGGCGAAGCAGAUGAACGAGGAACGCCUCGAUCGAAGCGAGCCAGAAGAAACCCCGAACGGCGGGAGUGCGAAUUCGAAGACACAAGCCUCAGGCGCAGAGAGCGCUUCAGAGGACGAUAGCGACGAAGAUGCGGAAGACUCGGGCGUUUCGUUAAGCCAGGAAAACGAUGACGAGACGAGAAUACUGACAGUUGAUGAACUGGAGCAAAUAUUCCUUAAACACGCUUACGACCCUGAUGAUCCAGAUAAGAAGCUCCAGAUAGGCCUGGUCGGGUAUCCCAAUGUCGGGAAAUCAUCGACUAUCAACGCCCUCAUCGGCGCUAAGAAAGUGUCCGUCUCCGCAACGCCCGGCAAGACGAAACAUUUCCAGACCAUCCGUCUCAGUGACAGGGUCAUCCUAUGCGACUGUCCUGGCCUCGUUUUUCCAAACUUCGCUACAACCAAGGCCGACCUCGUCUGCAAUGGUGUCUUGCCCAUUGAUCAGCUCCGGGAAUACACUGGGCCCGCCGCCCUCGUCGCACACAGGAUUCCCCAACCUUUUUUGGAGGCCAUCUACGGAAUCCACAUCAAGACCCGGCCGCUCGAGGAAGGGGGGACAGGUGUUCCGACCGCGAGCGAGCUCCUGUCGGCGUAUGCCAAAGCGCGGGGCUUCACUACCCAGGGUGUCGGGCAGCCUGACGAAUCGAGAGCUGCAAGAGUCAUCCUCAAGGAUUACGUGAGCGGUAAGCUCUUAUACGUCGAACCGCCUCCGGACUGGCCAACUGAUGGCUCGGAUUUCAACCGAGAACUCUACGAUUCAGCACAUCUCCCCGAGAAGCGCAAAGCAGCCUUGCUCGCGGCCAUGGAUACUCUAGAUAUUUCCGCUGAUGGCGAGUCGACGGCUGAUACGGAAAUUCUCGCCCUACCAACUGGUGCUAAGUCGGAAACGCUCGACAAAGCAUUCUUUAAGCGAGGCCCUGGAAACGCGGGGCAUCUGAAGAUGCCUUUCAGCCAUAAAUACACAGAGCAGGGAAAAGAGCAGGCCCACGCUAAGCACCUUAGCGGUCGAAAAGCUAGGGCAAUGAUCGCGCUCGAGACGGGCUUGGAUCCCAGUGACAUACAGAUUGGGUCGAGCAAGAAACAUUUCAAGGGCGGCGCAAAGGGAAAGGGUAAGAGGGUAGAUAACAAAAUGUUGGAUUGAGCGCGUUCGGGGUAUCACUGCUACUCGGUUUGUUCAAAAGCAUAUGGGUAGGGGCAGACAGGUUCAUACAUAGUUAUUGGGCGAGUGAAAUUCGGCGGCGACUCAAUAUCCCUCUCAUCAAACCCUUCUAUAUAUUCCCGAAAGUGCGUGAGGUGAGACUCUUAAGCGUGCCGGGGUUAGUGAUAUUAUUGAUUUGGAAGUCCGUUGUCUUGUCCUCAGGGGGUUUCUACUUGCACGUAUUUCGGAGUCGGUUACUAUCCCUGUUAACGACGGUGGUCACUACGCCUAGCCUUAACGGUGUAACCGAUAAAGACGUCUAUUUGCGCUCUACUCGGUGAGUUACGAUUAGCCAGAGGCUAGGUAUGGAUGUUAUUAUAUUGCCUGCUCCUAUCUAAUAUUACGCGAUUCUCGAUUAUUGUAAA